GAUUGUACUAUUAUUGUAUUAUCAAGUGCUUUAUUGUAGGACUACAUUGAUUGAAAAUAUAUUAAAAAUGGCUUGGCAUUUACUGGAAAAAUUGAUUGAACAAGUUGCUCAACAUUCGACUCUUAUUGGAAAAUUCUGGACUACGUUUUUCUUCAUCCUACGCCUUCUUAUUGUUAUCUCCAUCGCAGAUCAAGUCUGGGAAGAGGAUCAGGAUCACUUUGUCUGUAAUACGUUAAGUCCUGGUUGUGAAAAUGUAUGUUACAAUCAGUUCAAUCCUGUGUCUUUGCUGACUUUGUGGGCCAUACAGAUUUUGGCGGUCGGGUUGUCAAGUGUUAUGUUCAUCGUGUAUACGGCACAUACAAUGGCAAGAAUUGAACAAGCGAAGGAAAUCAAAAAGAUACAAGAACAACAGAAAGUUACGCACGGAGUUGGAGAUCAAGAACCGCCCGAAUACAGAUUGGUACCCAGUGAAAGUGGGAAUGUUAUGAGUAUUGAUCGAAACGAUACGGAAAUAAAUGGGAAAAAUGACGCGGAAAGUAAAAAUAAAGAGGAGACCAAAAAAGAUGGAGUAGAAAUCGUGGCUGCAAAAUUGGGAAACGAUAAUCCUCCGACCUUAUUUCUUGCUUAUGUUGCUCAGGUCGUCAUGCGUCUGAUUACCGAAAUAAUCUUCAUUGUGAUCCAGUUGAAAAUUUACGUUUUUCAAUUUUACGUCCCAGAGUUAUUUCGAUGUGGCAGAUGGCCUUGUCCAGGUGUUGUUGAUUGUUUCAUUUCAAGACCGAAGGAGAAGACCUUUAUGCUCUGGAUAAUGUUUGCAUCAACAUCUAUCAUGAUCGUGUUGAAUGUGAUCGAGCUUUAUCAUUUGGGUUUGCGGAAAAUCUACACUGCGUGGACGACCAGAAGCAAUGAUAUAACAAAACAAUAUAGAAGUUUGAAGAGUGAUAGUCCGAAUUUCAAUCCAAAGGUACAUCACGGGAAAUAUGUCGGGGGAUAUCCGCAAGCAGUUGGUAUUAGAGUCGAUUACGCAAGAAGCAGCAUAUCUGGUGAAAGCGAUGAUGGCUUCCAUUGCGACCAGUUCAUCUGAUAACAAAUAUUGACACAAAAAAAUAGUAUAUACAUGAAGUUUAUUCGAAUUGUUACAAUGAUUCCCGAUAGAAAAAUAUGUAUGAAAGUCAAUCGGAUUUCUCUUUUUCCAAUAUAUUUUUCCACUCAUAUAUAUUUCAAAUAUU
Messenger RNA from Styela clava, 1226 nucleotides. Its product is annotated as gap junction beta-6 protein-like. Gene Ontology annotation, biological process: cell-cell signaling. Gene Ontology annotation, cellular component: connexin complex. Gene Ontology annotation, molecular function: gap junction channel activity. NCBI's taxonomy places the organism in Eukaryota, Metazoa, Chordata, Ascidiacea, Stolidobranchia, Styelidae. The record is from RefSeq and is a predicted model, not a curated record.